AAUGCGUGAGGAUAAUACGGAGUGUGUUGUGUAAUUUCAUGAGCAUGUAUAAAUUGUUCUUUGAGCCUUCCUUCUCACAUGCUUGAGAUAACCUUCAAUUGAUUUUUCAAAAAUACAUUUCCUUUAACAGUAUAUUUUAAGUGUGUGAGCAUAAAAUUGUGUGACAAUGUCGUGGUUAUUUGGAUAUAAUCGUAAUAAUCCGUCGGAUUUGUCAAAUUUUGGAUUACAAGUACCCCCUGGAACCGGUGGUGGAGGUGGUAGUGAUCAAGGAGGACAAAAUCCUCCAGAAAUGACAAGUUCACAACGUAGAGCUAUGGAGGCAUAUCGUUUUGAUUCAUCAGCUUUAGAACGAGCUGCAGCCGCAGCUAAAGAACUCGAAAAAUCUAGGCAUGCCAAAGAAGCGCUGGAAUUGUCAAAAAUGCAAGAAGUCACAAAACAACAAGAACUGGUAACUAAAACAAAAGAAUAUGAAGCACACAUUGCACAAAUGCAAGUUGAUCAACGUCGAGUUGAUGGCGAAGAAAAACGGAAAACAUUAGCUGAAGAGGCUAAACAACGUCAACAAAUGGCUAAUUAUCAAGAUCAAUUGUCUAGAAAACGUUACGAAGAUCAAUUAUUACAACAACAGCGUAUGAACGAUGAAAAUUUACGAAGGCAAGAAGAAUCUGUAGCAAAACAGGAAGCAAUGCGUAAAGCAACAAUUGAACAUGAAAUGGAUUUAAGACAUAAAAAUGAAAUGCGAAAAUUGGAACAUGAGCUACGUGCAAAAGCAAAAAUUGAUCGUGAAAAUCAUGAUUUAACAUUGGAACAAAUUCGGUUGAAGGCUGCAGAAAAUCGUGUUACAGUCAUGGAGAGUAUAAAAACUGCUGGUUCAGUACUUGGUUCUGGUGUACAUGCACUGUUAACAGACUGGGAUAAAGUGGUUGCAGCAGCUGGUGGUCUAUCAUUAUUAGCAUUGGGUGUAUAUUCAGCAAAAGGUGGCACAAGUGUUGCUGCACGUUAUAUAGAAUCACGUUUAGGUAAACCAUCAUUAGUACGUGAAACAUCACGAUUUACUCUGAUUGAUGCGCUAAAAAAUCCUAUGGUUGUUAUAAGACGUUGGCGUGAACGAAAACCGGCAGAUGCAUUAGCUGGUGUAAUCUUAAGUCCUAAAUUAGAGUCACGUUUACGUGAUAUAGCAAUUGCAACAAGCAAUACCAAACAUAACAAAGGUUUAUAUAGGAAUAUUUUAAUGCAUGGACCACCUGGUACUGGAAAAACUAUGUUUGCUAAACGGCUGGCAAUGCAUUCUGGAAUGGACUAUGCUAUUAUGACUGGUGGUGAUGUCGCACCAAUGGGUCGGGAAGGUGUUACAGCUAUUCAUAAAGUUUUCGAUUGGGCUACCACAUCUAGGAAAGGUUUAUUAUUAUUUGUCGAUGAAGCGGAUGCAUUCUUACGUAAACGAUCAUCUGAACAAAUAUCUGAAGACUUACGUGCAACAUUGAAUGCAUUUUUAUACCGUACAGGUGAACAAAGUCAAAAAUUCAUGUUAGUAUUAGCAUCAAAUACACCCGAACAAUUCGAUUGGGCAGUAAAUGAUCGUUUAGAUGAAAUGGUUGAAUUUGACUUACCUGGUCUAGACGAACGAGAACGUUUAAUUCGUUUAUACUUUGAUAAAUUUAUUUUACAACCGGCCACAGAAGGUGCAAGACGAUUAAAAGUCGAACAAUUCGAUUAUGGUGCACUAUGUUCAGAAAUGGCACGACUAACAGAAGGAAUGAGCGGUCGUGAAAUAGCAAAAUUAGGUGUAGCAUGGCAAGCAGCUGCUUAUGCUUCUGAAGAUGGUUUGUUAACAGAAAAAAUGAUUCGUGAACGUUGUUUAGAUGCUAUUGAGCAACAUAAACAAAAGGUUAAUUGGCAAUCAGAACAAGAACGUAGAGAAUCAAAAACAUUAAAUAAAUAUGAACCACCUACCACUAAAUCAUCAUCAAAGUCAUCUGAUUCAUCUGAUAGUGACACAAGCACCCCAACCAUAUUAGUUUAAAAAUAAAUUAAUAUUUAAUUCUAGGCAAGCGAUUGGAAAAUAUUUAAAUAAUGAAAUCAUAGUGGGAUUAUUUUUUUAUUGAUAAUGUUACGGUCGAAUUUAUUGUUAAAUGCAAUUGUUUUUACUAUGCAUUGAUUCAAAUUUAAAGUAUAAAAUUUUAUGGUCCCCUAAAUUAUUUGAUUCUCGGUUCGAAGAACACAAUACAAUCAUACAUUUUUAAACAAAAGAUCUGUGUAUUUAUCUCAAUUUAUAAAAUGAGAUAAAAAGUGACAAGCAAUGUGUGAUUGAAUUUUAAUUAAUUUGAAUGCGUUCCAUAUUAUUAUGAUAGUUGAUCGCGAUAUUCCGUAUAAAGCACACACCACACGAAUAUAAUAAAUUUAAUGAGACGAAUAAGUGCUGUGUUUAUUUGUGUUUGUAAAUAAUGAAAGUUUUAUUAUAUUCAUUGUUAUUUAUAAA
Chrysoperla carnea is the source of this 2479-nucleotide messenger RNA. RefSeq names its product ATPase family AAA domain-containing protein 3A homolog (gene bor). Gene Ontology annotation, molecular function: zinc ion binding; ATP binding; ATP hydrolysis activity. The transcript has 6 exons. NCBI's taxonomy places the organism in Eukaryota, Metazoa, Arthropoda, Insecta, Neuroptera, Chrysopidae. The record is from RefSeq and is a predicted model, not a curated record. Gene Ontology annotation, cellular component: mitochondrion. Bases 167 to 2023 code for a protein of 618 amino acids. Gene Ontology annotation, biological process: mitochondrion organization.